AGGUUAAAGUUUGGUUGCAGCUGCAGCUGUCAAACACGAAAUAUUUACUAUUAGAAAAAUGUUUGUUUUGGAUAAAUUACGAUAUUUCGAUGCAUACCCGAAAGUCCUUGAGGAUUUUGACAGUUUUCGAGUCAAAACUUCUGGUGGAGCGAUCGUUACUAUUGUAAGCACGAUUAUUAUGGUUCUGCUCUUCAUUUCUGAGCUCAAUGACUUCCUCACACCUGGAGUAAAUGAAGAAUUAUUUGUGGAUACCUCUAAAGGAUCUAAUCUAAGAAUUAAUUUAGAUAUUAUUAUACCUAGGAUAUCCUGUGAUUUGUUAUCUUUAGAUGCCAUGGACACAACUGGGGAACAGCAUUUACAUAUAGAGCAUAAUAUUUUUAAGAGGCGAUUAGACUUAAACGGCAGACCAAUUGAAGAUCCAAAAAAAACAGAUAUUAUGGAUCCUAGGAAGUCAACCGAAAAGUCAGUGCAGAACGCGACGGAAGAUGAAUGUGGAGAUUGUUACGGAGCAGCUGACGAAUCAAUGGGCAUCAUAUGUUGCAACACCUGUGAAGAAAUCAAAGAAGCGUACAAACUGAGAAAAUGGGCGAUAAGGGAUCCCGCAGAAUUCAAGCAAUGCCAGAACGACAGGUCAGUGGAAGCAAUGAAACACGCUUUCACUGAAGGAUGUCAAAUUUACGGUAAAAUGGAAGUCAAUAGAGUUGGUGGUAGUUUCCACAUUGCGCCAGGCGAGAGUUUUUCCAUAAAUCAUGUACACGUGCACGAUGUUCAACCAUAUUCUUCUUCGCAAUUUAACUUGACGCACAUAAUACGUCAUUUAAGUUUCGGAGUAAACAUACCAGGGAAAACAAACCAUAUGGACAACACCACGAUUAUAGCUACAGAAGGAGCAAUGAUGUUUCACUACUACAUCAAAAUCAUCCCAACCACUUUCGUUCGUCAAGACGGUUCCACGCUUUCCACAAAUCAGUUUUCAGUAACGAGACAUUCUCGACAUAUAUCCCCGAUGAGUGGAGAUUCAGGAAUGCCAGGAAUAUUUUUUAACUACGAAUUGAGCCCAUUGAUGGUGAGGUACACAGAAAAGGCAAAGUCGUUUGGCCACUUUGCAACAAAUCUUUGUGCAAUUAUCGGUGGAGUUUUCACAGUUGCUGGACUUAUUGAUACCUUCCUCUACCACUCCAUCAGAGCGAUAGAAAAGAAAGUUGAAUUAGGAAAAUUUAGCUAAAAUUGAAACUGUCAAUGUGGUGACGAAUUCAAUAAUGAAUAAAUCUUGUAUUCAAGAUUUAAACCAGGAUUUACUGCAUAAUCCAACGUGAUCAGUGCUCAGAUUCCGAACAUUCGAAUCGCAGUCUAGUUUUAUUUAAAGAGUGCUCUUUGUAAUUAUGAAAGUAUUACAUAAACUAUUUAUAUAAUUAUUUGAAUAUCUGCGAUUGAUGCAGGUGAUAUAUUGUACAAUAUGAAACGCGAAAUAAUUUUAUUUAAAUC
Messenger RNA from Belonocnema kinseyi, 1485 nucleotides. RefSeq names its product endoplasmic reticulum-Golgi intermediate compartment protein 3. Gene Ontology annotation, biological process: endoplasmic reticulum to Golgi vesicle-mediated transport; retrograde vesicle-mediated transport, Golgi to endoplasmic reticulum. The transcript is spliced from 8 exons. NCBI's taxonomy places the organism in Eukaryota, Metazoa, Arthropoda, Insecta, Hymenoptera, Cynipidae. The record is from RefSeq and is a predicted model, not a curated record. Gene Ontology annotation, cellular component: endoplasmic reticulum membrane; COPII-coated ER to Golgi transport vesicle; endoplasmic reticulum. Bases 59 to 1225 code for a protein of 388 amino acids.